Molecule: messenger RNA, 3704 nt
Organism: Closterium sp. NIES-67
Lineage: Eukaryota; Viridiplantae; Streptophyta; Zygnematophyceae; Desmidiales; Closteriaceae
Source: the annotation of a GenBank genome assembly
CCCACUGUGGUUCUGGCUGAUGGCUCGGGUGUGGCCAGUGGAAAAUGUGUGGCACGGCAGUCGGUGCUCAAGUAACAAAGCAGGCGUUAAGGCAUAAUGGAACCGGCCAGAGCCGUGCGCGCCGGCUCUGGUUGGGAGUCCCCUCUUGCUACGUUAUGCGGCGGGAUUCGAGUCUUGGGCCGCCUGUGCAUUUUCCACUGCCACUCCUUGCACCACAAGGCACAGCCAUGGGGGGUGCUGUUUCCCAAGGGGAGUGUGUUGCACGCUGCUCUCAGUGCUGGGAGGGGGGGUAGGUGGGGAGGUGGGGGUUGGGAGGCAAACCUGCUUGGAGCUGGUGCAAAGGAGGGCGUCUGCAAACACCAACGUAAGUUGGGUGGGGGCUAGAGGGAACGGAGGGGCUGAAACCCCCGGGUUUAAGCUGUGAGUGGCAACGAAGGGCGUCUGCAAACUACAAUGUAAGUUGAGUGAGCGGUAGAGGAGAAGGGGGGCUGAAACCCCCCUGGGUAAGUUGAGUGAAGGGCAACGGAGGGCGACUGCAAACUCCAAUGUAAGUUGAGUGAGCGGGAGAGGAGAGGGGGGGACUGAAACCCCCCUGGGUAAGUUGAGUGCAGGGCAACGGAGGGUGACUGCAAACUCCAAUGUAAGUUGAGUGAGCGGUAGAGGAGAGGGGGGGACUGAAACCCCCCUGGGUAAGUUGAGUGAAGGGCAACGGAGGGCGCUUGCAAACUCCAAUGUAAGUUGAAGGGGGGUGUUUCAACCCGAAGGUUCAUCACUGCUCCUCUCAUGACUUGCCCUCGUGCUCCCUCGAAGGUUUCACCUCCCCCUGUCCUGCAAUGUUGGAAAAAAAACCUCCGGCGAGCGUUUUGCGUUUUAACGCUUGCAUUCAAAUGCCAAACGCUCGAAAGCGCACAAACGCGGGUAGCCUGUCGAAAAUAGGUUCACUACAUCACAAUCCUCCAUCCUCCAUCCUCCAUCCUCCAUCCUCACACCCCAACUGUAAGUUGAGUGGGAAGGGUGGGCUUUAGACUUCAACUCACACCUCGACUGUAAGUUUAGUGGGAAGGGUGGGCUUCAGACUUCAACUCACACCCCGACUGUAAGUUAGUGGGAAGGGUGGGCUUCAGACUUCAACUCACACCCCGACUGUAUGUUGAGUGGGAAGGGUGGGCUUCAGACUUCAACUCACACCCCGACUGUAAGUUGAGUGGGAAGGGUGGGCUUCAGAUUUCAACUCACACCCCAACUGUAAGUUGAGUGGAAGGCUGGGCCUCAGACUUACAGCAGCAGCAGCAGGGUUUACCCUGGCAAGGCUCCGCCGCCUGCCCGGAUCUUUUCUGGAGCUGCCCCAGCUGAGGGAAAUUGAUGUUUGGAAGUGUGAGCAGCUGGCUCGGCUGCCACCAUCUCUCCACAACAUGCCGAUGCUGCGGUGGUGCCGGCACCCUUAUAAUCCAAAUGAAGUGGGCCAGGUGGGCAGGUUAUCGUAGGGGCGAGGAGGGCAGGAGCAGCAGAAAUAGAGAUGAACAGUUGGGGGAGGAAGAUUCGGAGGAAGAGUGGCAGGAGGAAGAGUGGCGGGAAGAGUGGGAGGCAGGCCUCUGGAUAUAAGGGUAAACUCCCCUGAGGAGCCUUAUCAUAAGGGUGGGUUGGGCUUGGACCCUUCUUUUAUGAAGUGGUUGUUUCUUAGACUCUAAUGAGAAAGAGGACCAAGUUAUAGGACCAUGUUUCCUUGGGUGUUGCCACCCUGAUGCAGAAGUGUGUUGUGUAGAUCCACCCUCACACAACCCAUGCUGAAGAGUCACUUCACGACCCAAGAGACAUUCUGUAGUCAUCUUAAAACGCAUUUUCAUGUUGUGCAGUCCCAUCAUAUACCCUCAGCUAUUAUUGGCACACCACACCACACAUGAUGCCUUAUAGUGCUGAGGUAAACUAUAUCGAGGAAAGUGGGACGUGAGGAGGUUCAGCAAACCUCCCCUUUGCCUUCGAACAGCCAUCACGUUCGGUUGUCACGAGGGCUUGGCAGCUGGGGAUCAGGCCGCCCACAUUUCCCACCGCCAUUGACCAUUCGUUGCUCAUCGGCCUUCGAGCUGUUCGCGACUCGUCAAGUCAACCCAAACCGACGAGAGUCGAGAUUGAGCGCGCUUCGGAGGCGAAAUUGAGGCCGCAGUUGAAAAGGAGGGGGGCAGAUUUUUUAGACAUCGAGAUUCGAAAACAGGUGUCUUUCCCUACUGCCUGCCCUCUCUGGUAAUAUCAUACUUCUUCCCUACUGAGACCAGUCAUUCUGCCAACUGAUCUUCUCAACCAUGGCAGGCGUGCUCAAGCCAACGGCGCUUUUCUUCGUUCUCGGUGUCAUUCUUGCUGUUGCGCAGCCGGGAGGCAUGGGACCGGGAGCUGGGGGCCCAGGCGGCCCUGGAGGGCGUGGCGGCUGUCCUUUGAAUCUGACGGUGGUGGGAAAUCUCACAGGCCACGUUUCCGCCCCCCUUGCCAACUGCUCCUCCUCCGCGUCCCCCUCGGCGCCUGGUGCGUUCUUCAUGGACAUUUUUAAGAACGCGUCGGGCCACUACAACCUGUUUUUUGGCGCGCUGCUGCUCGACGUUUCCGGCGCGUCGCCCGACUCGCUCGUCAUCGUGCAGGGCGCGCCCUGCGACUCCUCUACCGCCCAGCUUCUGUCUCUGCAGGCCAGCGCUGAGAAGUGGGUGGGACACUCGGGGUGGUGGCUGCUGCGUGCCGAGGCCCACCUGCAGGGCUUUGUUGAGGACGCGGAUGCCACUGCAGUGGAGGCCAUUCUCACCGGCGUGCCCAACGCCACGCUGCCUGACCCCCCUGCCAACUCCACCAUGCCCUUCCCUCCCGUUGGCGGCAUUGGGCAGUUCCCUCCUAAUGGGAGAUUCAAUGGGACUUUUGCACCCAACGGCACCAUCAACGGCAGCUUCCCCUUUCCUCCUCAUAUGGGCCCUCCCUCGAAUGGCACCUUCAACGGCACCCUGCCUCCUGCCUUCAAUAGAACGGUCAAUGGCUCCUUCCCCCCUCCCCUCAACGGCUCCUUCCCCCCUCCUCUCAACGGCUCCCUCCCCCCUCCUCCCAACGGCACUAGCAUCGCAGCACCAGGCAGCCUUCCUGCGCCUGGCGCUCUCGCGCCCAUGAUGGGCAGGAGGCUGCUGGGGCUGUUUUGGCCCGACAGCAGAGGCCAGGAGGAGACGGUGUCUGCUAGCAAGGCUGCUUCUGGCGAGGACGACGGGCAGGACACCGACAUGUUCUCCUCCCUGGCAAAGGCAACUGCCGCACUCUUCUCGGGCAGCAGCGAUGGCACCUCCCCUGCCACUGUGACGGCUGAGGCAGCUGCAGCAGCGGUGUCAGCAGCAGUUAACGCCUCUGGGCUGGCAGUGCUGGCGGUGAACAGUGACUCGGGCACGCAGUGGGGCGGCAAUCUGGUGGGCUUCCUGGGUGGCCCAGGAGGACCUAUGGGGGCCAUGGGGGCUGUGGGGCAGCCUUAGGGGAGCAGUGGCCAGGCCAGCAUGGUGCUUGAUGGUAAGGUAGGAACAUGGCUGUGAUGAUGUCAGCAUGGGCGGACUGGCAUCAGACAUCGUGCUCUCAUCAGCAGCUUCUGUGCAUGUGUGUGCUUGCCAUGGCAGAGAGAAGUUCAAAGCGUAGUUUUUGCCGUUCCUUUUGUUGCCAAUAACUUUUUCUGCAACAUAUUUUAUUCCAAAAUU